Molecule: messenger RNA, 996 nt
Organism: Heterotrigona itama
Lineage: Eukaryota; Metazoa; Arthropoda; Insecta; Hymenoptera; Apidae
Source: the annotation of a GenBank genome assembly
CGAGAUGGAAAAGUUGAGCCUUGCGGCGGCGGUUGCUUAGCAUUAAAUUAUGGCAUCAAGCUCGUGAAUAUAGAACGAGCCUGGUUGCACAAAGGUGAAGGAGAAAUCUCGAGUCGAACUGGAAAUCUCCGUAAGCCUGGGCUAAACCCCGCGGAUACUGCGAGCCCUUCCGGCUGCUUCGAACCGCGAGAGCACGAUGCACGUCGAUACUCGGGUAGAUCGACGCAUAGACUUCCAUCGCCGGCCAUCUUCCACCUUGGAGUGCUGGAGAGCGGUGCUUGUGCUCGAACAACGGACUGUGGUUUCCGAACACAGUGGUUUCCAGGCGUAGAGGCAGCGCGCGCUGGAAUGGAAGUCAGUGAGACACCGGACGAGGACGUGGACCGAUCGAUAGGCAGGUUAAGCACGACUUCCGGUAUCGAGCGCCUCUCCGAGUCGCUCAACUCGAGCGUCCGCGACACGUUGAACGCUUCCGCGGACAUUUACCAGUCAGCGAACGUCAUCUGGACCGCGAUCAAGGGCGUGGUGAUCAUCGGGAUCAUCGUGACCGCUCUGGUUGGCAACGUGUUGGUGAUCGCCAGCGUCAGGCGGCACCGGAAGCUCCGCGUGCCGACCAAUCGAUACGUGGUGAGCCUGGCGGCGGCGGACUUUCUCGUCGCGGUUUGCGCCAUGUCUUUCAACGCGUCGGUCGAGCUGACCGGGCAGUGGAUGUUCGGGAGGAUCAUGUGCGACGUGUGGAGCUCGUUGGACGUUUACUUCUCCACCGCGUCGAUCCUUCAUCUCUGCUGCAUCAGCGUGGACAGGUACUACGCGAUCGUCAGGCCGCUCGAGUAUCCCGCCAUCAUGAGGAGGAUCACGGUCACUUGCAUGCUGGGCAGCGCCUGGCUUCUGCCUGCUCUCAUCAGUUUCAUACCGAUAUUCAUGGGCUGGUACACCACCGAGGAACAUUUGGAGGAGCUGAGGAAGAAUCCUCAGGUAGAGACCCUCGAGCCUUAA